Lipotes vexillifer (Yangtze River dolphin) is the source of this 3501-nucleotide messenger RNA. RefSeq names its product SPOC domain containing 1 (gene SPOCD1). The record is from RefSeq and is a predicted model, not a curated record. Gene Ontology annotation, biological process: DNA-templated transcription. The transcript is spliced from 16 exons. Lineage: Eukaryota; Metazoa; Chordata; Mammalia; Artiodactyla; Lipotidae. Gene Ontology annotation, cellular component: nucleus.
AUGUCUCAGGAGGCCGCUGCAGAGGGUUCCAGCACAGCGGACCCCGUUCUCAGUCUCCACAACAGCUGUGGGCUUUUCCAGGAGGAUAUGGAAGAAACCAGCUCCAUGGUAGGCCUGGCACCAGACCUUCCAGGAGAGAGCUCUGGGGCCCCAGUUUGGGCGGGCAGCAGGAAGAGGGUCUUCAGGGAAGAGGCUCAGCAAGGUGCCAGCUCCCAGGUAGUGGGUGCUCCUGGGACUAGCCUGGAGGUCAAGGCCCACCUGGUGGUCCUGGGGCUGCAAGCUAUGGGAGAGAGCCAGGAUUCGAUGCCCGGCCCCAGGCUCCACAUCCAGCUGCCCACAGUGCCUGCCCACGGGAGGGCUCAGGCCUCCAAGAGGCUCCAGGUUACAAUGCACGACAUCUUAGCUGGAAGCUGGCCCAGGAAUCUUUGUAGUGUGUCCGUGGGAACAAGACAGAAAAGCAGGAGGUCUGAGGCCCCCUCAGAGGAUGAGGAGGGGGCUGAUGACUUCUUGUGGCUUGGUCAGAGCUCUGGUGGGGACAAGCCCCAGUCUGUGGGAGACUCCCCGCAAGGUGCUGACAUGGAGUCCUUGGGAGGCCCUUGCAGUCCUCUCUCUUGCAAGGACACUGGGUGUGGGCCUGGAGAUUCAGGCGGAAGUUGGAUGAGCUGUGCCUCAGGGAUUGAGAAGUUUAAAUAUCUGCCCACUGCAGAGGGCGGGACCCAGCCAGGCAGCCCCUGUGACCCUGUCAGGUCCCCACUGCCCAGUGGAGGUGAGUCCCUUCAUCCAGCUGCCUGGGAUCCUCCACAGAGCCCUGUACUGUGCCUGGGAGUGUCCGGAAAGGCUUCCACAGAGCAGCAAGAAGCCAGACACAUCGUGGGGCCUGGCGGUGGUGAUGGCCCUGCCACCUCACACAACCAGGAGGAGUUGGAGGUCAAGGCUCAGCCAGUGUCUGGGGGGAUGCCAGGACAGGGACUCGCUGCUGCCCUGAAGCCUGUAGCCAGCAAGGCUAGCUCAGGCCCAUCCACGGGGCAGAGAAGAUCCAAGUGUGCUAAACAGUUGAGAAGGGGCCCGGUGCCCCAUGCCCAGGACCAGGGCACUGACAGAUGCCCAGACGACUCCAACCAGGACCAGGCAGAGGAAUCCAGCCUAGGAGACUGCCCCAAACUGGAGGCAAUGAAAAUGACCCAUGGGGUGAAGCAUGUGUAUUACGUUGGUUCUGGGGCAGUGAUCCACCUCCUGGGGGCCAUCGGCUACGGCCAGGCAGGGGGGCUCCUGCCUCCGAAGCUGGAGGUUCUGGAGGACAUGAUGGAGGUCAACUCAGCCUCACCUGUGCAGAGGCCCAGAUUGAAGGAAAGGCCCAUGGCCCGGGGCCCCGCGGGGUGCCAGAUCCUCUAGCCACCUCCCUCAGGGGGGACAGCAUGGGGCUCUGGCAGCCUCUCUGGCCCCUUCCACCAUCCGAGGAGAGGGGGUCCCGUUCAGGAGGCUGGUGCUGAGUGUCCGGGGCUGAGUGCUUCUGCCCUGGCCACGCGGCAUCCCUCCCUGGAGCACGGUGUGGCCCAGUGGAGGCUGAAGAGGAGGAGCCUGGUGAGCAGGCACGGGGAGAGGACUCAGAGACUCCGUUUCUCCACAGCUCAGCUUCAGCCCCAACAGGAGAAGCUACCCCUGGAUAUUGGGGUACGGGGCACUGUGGUCCGUGCCAUGCGGGAGGCGCUGUGGAGUCGCCUUCAGGAGCGCCCAGACCUGGCGCUGAGUGAGGAGGCCGUGGAGGGCAUCGCUGCCGGCAUCGAGGCAGCCCUCUUCGACCUGACACAAGCCACCAACGGCCGCUACAAGAACAAGUACCGCAGCCUGCUGUUCAACCUGCGGGACCCCAGGAACCUGGACCUGUUUCUCAAAGUGGUUCACGGAGACGUCAGCCCCCACGGCCUGGUGCGGAUGAGCUCGGUCCAGCUGGCCCCCCAAGAGCUGGCCCGCUGGCGGGACCAGGAGGAAAAGAGGAGCCUGGAGAUCAUUGAGCAGCUGCAGAAGGAGCCGUGUAGCCUCCCGGCCUCCAAACUGACCCACAAGGGGGAAGUCGAGAUCCUGCGGGACAUGGACCAGACGCUGACCCUGGAGGAUCUGGUGGGUCCCAUGGUGUCCAUAGACUGCGGCCCACUGGCCCUGCCUGCCACGUCAAGGGGCACCACGGAGCAGCACGAGGACACCAGAGAGCAGCACAAGCACCACUUCCUAGACCCCAGCUGCCGCAUCUGCAUGGACUGGAAGCCCUUGUAUGAGCGGCCAGCCUCCUUCAUAGCCACCAGGAGGAUGGGGGAUGAUGCUUUCCAGAGAGCCCCAAGCCUGGUCCCUAUGUCCUCUCCAGAGAUGCCCCAAACCAAGGAGAAGCCUCCCACGGAGCCCAAGGACAGGGUCCCUCCCUCUAGGAUCCAGAUGCCUGCUGGGUCCACAAAAGCCCUGCCCAGCCAGCCACCCUGGGAGGGGUCUCUGGACAUGUUCUCCAUUAAGCAGUUCCGGGUCAAGGCCCAGCUGGUCUCGGGGCACAGCUUUUGGCUCAUCCGGGCCCUGCCCCAGGUGAUCCGCUCUGCAGGCUGCAUCCCCCCCAAUGCUGUCUGGGACUUUCUGGCCAGCAUCUGCCCAGCCGAGGCCAAGGACGUCUGCGUGGUCAGACUGUGCCCACAGGGCUCUCGGGACACCCAAAAUUGCCACCUGCUUUAUUCCUACCUCAACGACAAGCAGCGCCAUGGCCUGGCAGCUGUGGAACAGGUGGGGGUGGUCCUGCUGCCCCUGCCUGCCUUCCAGCCCCUGCCCUCCAGGCUGCGCCCUCUUGGAGGCCCAGGCCUGGAAGCCACUCACGCAAGCCUGUUGCUGGCUGUGCUGCUCCCCAAGGCAGGGCUUCUGGCCACAGCAGAGUCCAGCCCCUUGUGGGGGAAGGUUCGCAAAAUGCUCUCCUUGAACAGAAAAGCGGAGAUGAGAUGCUACCAGCCAGAGGCCACGGGGCCAAAUGUGGCCCUGAAGGGAUCCCCUCCCCUGGUGGGUGCCCUGCAGCAGGGCCAGGGCAGAGGCAGCCUGGCCCCAAGGGGAAUCUGUGCUUGGCAGAGGCCUCCCAGAGGCAGGGGGAGACUGUGGGGAGAACCUGAGACCUGGCGGGGUCCUGGGCGAGGGCAACGGCGUCCAAACCCAGGCUGGCACCAUUCCUGGCAUCCCUAUUCAGCUUCACCAGCUGGCCAUGACCAGCACCUCCACAGGGCUUCCUGUCCCCGCCAAGCCCUGCUUCAGCAUCUCAAAUCCCUGGUGGCCAUGAGCCACCGGUUCCAAGCCUCACUGAGGUCCCUAGGCCAGGAGCAACUUCCCCGACCUCCUGCCCAGCCUCCUGCAGCCCCUGGGAUUCUUGGCCUCCUCUGCCAGUCCCCUGCAGCUCCAGAGCCCCCUGGCCCAUCCCUUGACUCCUCUUUGGGGCCUACAGAUGGAACCGGCUCUGAGUGUCCCCUUCCUGCAGAGACCUGA